AGCUCUCUCGUGUAAACUCUCGUCAGCUCGGGUCACAACGUCGCGGACACCGACAUGAUUUCGGCGUUCUUCAUCUUCAACCAAAAGGGCGAGGUUCUCAUCUCCCGCCUCUUUCGAAGUGAUCUCAAACGUUCUAUUGCCGACAUUUUUCGCAUCCAAGUGGUGUCGAAUCCCGACGUGCGAUCACCAAUCAUCACGCUGGGAAGCACCUCCUUCUUUCACGUCCGCCAUGAGAACCUCUAUGUCGUCGCUGUGACAAAAUGCAAUGCUAAUGCAGCGCUGGUGUUUGAGUUCUGCUACCGAAUCAUUCAGAUCGGACGGAGCUACUUUGGCAAAUUUGACGAGGAGAGCGUCAAGAACAACUUUGUUCUCUUCUAUGAGCUCCUUGAUGAGGUGCUCGACUUUGGAUACCCACAAAACAGCGAAACGGACACACUCAAGAUGUACAUCACCACAGAAGGCAUCAAGUCGGAGCAAGCUGUACGAGAGGACAGCCAAAAGAUUACCAUUCAGGCCACAGGGGCGACGAGUUGGCGCAGGGCGGAUGUCAAGUACCGGAAAAACGAAGCGUUCGUCGAUGUCAUCGAGACAGUCAACCUUCUCAUGAGCAACAAGGGUACUGUGCUUCGAGCCGAUGUCGAUGGCCAGAUUCUCAUGAGGGCAUACCUGUCGGGGAUGCCGGAGUGCAAGUUCGGGCUCAAUGACAAGCUCGUUCUCGAGAGGAGCGAUCGCAACAAAGGGUCGGCCAGCGACGCGGCUGCCGUUGAGCUCGACGAUUGCCAAUUCCACCAGUGCGUCAAGCUCAGCCGCUACGAUGUCGACCGGAGCAUCAGCUUCACCCCGCCUGAUGGCGAGUUUGAGCUAAUGAGAUAUCGGUCCACACGCAAUGUCAACUUGCCAUUCAAGGUGCACCCCAUCGUCGAAGAGAUUGGCAAGUCAAGGGUCGAAUACAACAUCAACCUCCGUGCCAACUUCGAUGCCAAGCUGAGCGGCAACAACGUCGUACUCCGCAUCCCUGCGCCCCACAAUACAACCAACGUCAAGUGUCAGGUGGCAAUGGGCAAGGCCAAAUACGUGCCAGCAGAGAACGUGAUUGUGUGGAAAAUCCCUCGUAUCCAGGGUAUGGCAGAGACGAGCCUGCAGGCCGAUGCCGAGCUGUCGUCCACGACGCAUCGCAAAGCGUGGAGCCGACCCCCGAUCGAAGUCGACUUCCAGGUGCUCAUGUUCACCUCCUCGGGUCUCCUCGUCCGCUUCCUCAAGGUGUUUGAGAAGAGCAACUACCAAAGCGUCAAGUGGGUCCGCUAUCUGAGUAGAGCCAACGGAUCUUACCUUAUCCGUUUCUGAUGACCGUCCGUCCUCUUUAUUGUACUUUAUGUUACUCUUCUUCUCUCUGCCUCUCCUAAUGCGUCAUCCUGGCUCAUGAG
Acaromyces ingoldii is the source of this 1424-nucleotide messenger RNA. Its product is annotated as clathrin adaptor, mu subunit. Gene Ontology annotation, cellular component: AP-2 adaptor complex; cytoplasmic vesicle. Gene Ontology annotation, molecular function: clathrin-cargo adaptor activity. The transcript is spliced from 8 exons. Gene Ontology annotation, biological process: intracellular protein transport; clathrin-dependent endocytosis. The record is from RefSeq and is a predicted model, not a curated record. NCBI's taxonomy places the organism in Eukaryota, Fungi, Basidiomycota, Exobasidiomycetes, Exobasidiales, Cryptobasidiaceae. The coding region runs from base 55 to 1344 and encodes 429 amino acids.